Messenger RNA from Rosa rugosa (rugosa rose), 2148 nucleotides. RefSeq names its product heat stress transcription factor A-4b-like. Lineage: Eukaryota; Viridiplantae; Streptophyta; Magnoliopsida; Rosales; Rosaceae. The transcript is spliced from 2 exons. Gene Ontology annotation, cellular component: nucleus. Gene Ontology annotation, molecular function: DNA-binding transcription factor activity; RNA polymerase II cis-regulatory region sequence-specific DNA binding. The coding region runs from base 586 to 1905 and encodes 439 amino acids. Gene Ontology annotation, biological process: regulation of transcription by RNA polymerase II. The record is from RefSeq and is a predicted model, not a curated record.
UCUUCUGCAUGACUCCAAUUUUUUUUCAAACUCUCUCUCUCUCUCUGCUUGCUUUCUCUCCAAGUAGCGCGUUUAGAUUGGUCAUAUAGUCAAAGCUCUGCACGAACCAAGUUCCUUUCUCGUUCCUCAGUCUUUGUUCUUUUCCAUUUGUCUGAUUAUUUCAUUCAUCUUUCCCCACCCACUUCCGAGGAUUAGGUUGUAAUCUUUCCUUUUCUCUCUUUCCUUGGUUGUUGGUAUUGUUUGAGGCAAUCCCAAGUUUGAUUUGGAGAAAAGUUGUUUAAUUGGCUUGUCUUGUGUUGGGUUUUUAAUUCUUCCAGAAGCCAACUUGGAAGUUUUUCUUUUAAAUUAGAUUGAGUGAUUUGCUAAGCACGUACCCAGAUUGAGAAAAACAAAACCCAGUUUUGGUUCAUUGUUCCUAGAGUUGACUUGCCGUUAGUUGAUUCAAUUUGGGGUUGUUUUCAUCCAAGGUUUCUGGGUUUUGAACAUCAGGUCAUAGACUUGAGUUUUCAUUAACUUGAGAAGGUUUCUGGGUUUUUGAUAUUUGAUCUACUUGCAAAAGCCUGAUUGAACUUGUGGUUUGAAGUUAUGGAUGGGUCUCAAGGUGGUUCGAAUGCACCAGCUCCUUUUCUUUCGAAAACAUAUGACUUGGUGGAUGAUCCUUCAUCCAACCAUGUGGUGUCUUGGAGUGAAACUGGUUGUAGUUUUGUAGUUUGGGAUCCCACAGAGUUUGCCAAGGAUUUGCUUCCCAUGUAUUUCAAGCACAACAACUUUUCGAGUUUUGUCAGGCAGCUUAAUACAUAUGGGUUUAGGAAGGUUGAUCCUGAGCAGUGGGAGUUUGCAAAUGAGGAAUUCGUAAGAGGAGGAAGGCAUCUACUGAAGAAUAUUCACCGCCGCAAGCCAAUUCAUAGUCACUCCAUGCAAAAUCACGAGUAUUCUUCAGUUCCUUUAAGCGAGAAAGAAAGAGAAGAAUAUGAAAAGAAAAUCAAUAGACUGAAUAAUGAGAAGAGGUUGCUCGAGUUAGAUCUACAAAGACAUCAAAAGGAGAAUCAGGAGUUUGAAUUUGAAAUGCAAUUGUUAAAUGAACAAUUGCAAAAGAUGGAACUUCGGCAGAGGCAAUAUACGACCUUCCUAGCUCAAGUAUUGAAGAAACCAGGGUUUGCCUCUUUACUUAUGCAACAAUCGGAAAAUCAUAACAAAAAGAGAAGACUGUUGAAACCUAACCUCUUUCCUGAUGACUUCAGUAUGGAAGGUUUGAAUUUGAAUUCACAGAAAGAGAACCUGGAUUCAGUUUCAACUUCCACAUCAAAGUCAGACCGGCUUGAGAAAAUGGAGUCUUCCUUAAACUUUUGGGAAGAUUUUCUACGUGGUAUUGAGGAAGCUAUACCUGAAGAAGUAAAUGAUAUUGGCCCUUUGUCUGAGGCCUCUCCCAUCAUUGUUUCAGAAAUGCAAGACCUUGGCAUGAAUAGCAGGCCGUGCUCACCUAUAUCGAAUUUAUCUUCGCCGACUUCAAUGAAUGCUCAUUCAUCCCCAGAGGUGGCUGGGUCUGCAAAUUUUUUCGACAUCCUUGCUAUAUCAUCAAUGUGUCAAACUGUUGAUUUCAGGACUAAAUCUUCAGGACUUGAUAUGAACUCUAAGCCUGAUAGUGCACCUGCACUUGAGGCUCCAAAAGAAAGGGUAGUAGAAAUGACAACCGCUGAGCCUGCUGCAGCAAAUGAUGUCUUUUGGGAGCAAUGUCUAACAGAGACCCCUGGUUUAGAAGAUGCGCAGGAAGUACAAUCGGAAAGAAUGGAUGGUGAUGGCGGAGCGGGUGAUACCAAUGCAGCUGCUCAGAAAAAGCUUUGGUGGAACACAGAUAGUGUAGAUAACUUUACAAACCAAAUAGGGCGCCUCACUCCAGCUACAUAAUUCCAACUGGCCUUAUAAUGUAAAAACUCAAUAUAUACAUUUUAAACUUUAAAUACAAUUACUUAGUAUGUAGUUUCUAGAAGCCAUUCCAAUUUUUCAGCUCGUUCUUGUAGACUUAUAGUGCAUAUCAGGUGAAUAUUUGAUUACUUCUGAUGUAGUGUGGAAUUAGAUAUAUUCAUUAGCCUUUUUGUAUGUAAAUGACUAAAUGUUAUCAGAGGUUGCAGGGAGUUUGUAUUUGCUUAA